Messenger RNA from Teleopsis dalmanni, 1793 nucleotides. RefSeq names its product probable RNA-binding protein CG14230. The transcript has 6 exons. The record is from RefSeq and is a predicted model, not a curated record. Bases 105 to 1793 code for a protein of 562 amino acids. Lineage: Eukaryota; Metazoa; Arthropoda; Insecta; Diptera; Diopsidae. Gene Ontology annotation, molecular function: RNA binding.
UGUUUACAUUUAAGUUGCCGUUCUUGCACAAGUAUUCUUUGCUUAAGAUUAAGCUUGUCUAAUAACGUAUUACAACAUUUUAACACGUGAUAAUUCGGAAGUAAAUGAUGGCACCUGUACGGUUUUUUGUAUCAAAUUUGCCUCAAAAUAUCGAAGAUAAAGAUUUAAUAAAAUUGUUUCAAAAGUACGGUAAAAUUCAACGUGUAGAAAUUAAAUUGAAAGAGAAUUUGCUAGAACCGGGAAACCUCAACAUAAUUGCAUUUGUUACACUAGAAAUAAAUGAAAGGGAUGUGAAUUAUUGUUUAAAUGAGUUAAAAUGGUAUAAAAUAAAAGAAUCAGUAAUUUCCGUGUCAUUGGCAAAAGAGUCUUUUCUUGAUCGCUUAGAUCGUGAGAGACAAGAAGCAAAGCAAACCAUUUCCGAUAAUGUAAAAGUUCCAAAAUGUGAAACAAUAAUACUUAAAUCAUCAUUUCUAAACACAAAAAAAAAAUUUGAUGAAGAUUCUGAUUUGAAUGCAGAUAUCGAUUCGCAACUGCUCAUAGCAAAGAAGAGUGCGGCAAAUUCAAUUAGCAAUGGAAAAAUUGUCAUACAAAAUCUUAUUAAUAAUCCAAUUCAUAUAAUUAGCCAAAGAAGUGAACAGCUAAGCAAGAAAUUGGACCCAAAAUCUAGUUCAGCAGACCAAAAGCGUAAGGAAUCUUUAAUGAAAAUGAAAAAUCAAUACAAUAAGAACAAACUUGUUAUUCAGCAAGCAUUAUCAGGUUUGGAGUUUUCAAUGGGUAAAAAAAUUAAAUUCACUGAGGAGGAAGAUAAUAUGAAUAAACAAACUCGCACUAAUAUUUUUGGUUUUGAUGAUGAAACUAACAAAACUGAUCCUGAUGUUUAUCUGAAAAAUAAAUACAAUAGUUUAAAGAGUGAAAAACUUUUUGAGUUACAAAAAAAAAACACUGAUUCAAGAUUUAGAAUAGAUGCAAGGUUUUUGGAUGAGAAUGAAAAUGUUAAUUGUUACGGCAAUCAAUCUGGGGAACUCGAUAGUGAUAUUGGUUCACACGAGGAGCGUAAUUGGCAACUUGAUAUACUCGAGCAAGUUGUAGGGACUAAAUUAAAUACAGAAAAAUCUGUUAAAAACAAAAAAAUGUUAAGAUUUGAUCCUUCUAAUGACGAACAUCAGAAAUAUUUGCACCAAAAUAAGUUAUCUUUGACAGACGGCAAUUUUAAUGAAAACAAAAUUUGUGAGAAAAAAAUUUUGGAGAAUUAUGUGGUAUCUAAAGAUGUGUUUUAUGAAGUGUCAAAUACAUUAACGCAAUCGCUUAAAACUAAAACAUAUGGCUUUAGUUUAUUAAAUAUGUUUGGAAAGGAGGAAAAUUUAAAUCAACGUGAGAAACAAUUUAAAAAAAAUGCUAACAAAAAGAUACUUUUAAGUAAAUCUGAUAUUUUAAUUACCGCAAAUCCAUUUCCUUAUGACUCAUCUUCUGCAUCCGAAAAUGAACUGGAGAAAGAAAUUGAAACUUCUUUAAAAGACAAAACAUGGAAUAAACUUAGGAAAAAUAACGUUAUUACAGAAACCUUUUUUAUGUCAAAAAAUGAUGCUAGACUUAAAGAUGGUUAUAAAUUUUAUAAAUAUAACAAAAAAAGUGAAAACCAGGAAAGUUAUGAAAAUGUUCGUAAUCAGCUAAAAUAUCUUAUUAAAACAAAAAUAAAUAAAAAUAAAAAAAAUGUGACUCGUUUUCGUUUAAAUGGCCAAAUAUUUCGUGCAUAUCAACCAGUAACAUUUGUUUCAUUUGAGUUAGCGCAGUAG